UGUGAUCGGGCAGGUUAUAAACAUUCAACUGCGGCAGCAGUGCCGCGCAUCGCCCGCCCGCCCUUCCUGUCAUGCAGUAGACUUGUGGGAGCGACAUUUUGGCACAUUUAAUCGGAUGCCUUUCUUUAAAGAGUGGAAACAGUAGGUGGUUUAAGUCUACGCCGCAACGGUGCCCGCCGUCUACUUAAUGUCAAAGAACUGGGGCAGACAUCUCGUCUUGGCAAUUGCACGACAGGGAGAACCUGCGGCACAAGACAGCUUCUGAAUAGACAUUAUCAGGUUGGGGAUAUACCGGAUUAUUAAUACUCCGGAAAGAAGCUUAUAAACAGAAAGCAGGGGGGAAAACUAUAAAAAAAAUGAAGAAGAAUGAUAACAUUGUUGAUUUAACGUACAGCGCAAUGAAGCCUUUGUAAGAAGUCGAGCAACUCUUUAAAAUGGGCGUCUCGCGGAUGGUAAAGGUCUGCAUGCAGAACUUAGCAAAUUCAUUCGCUCAUUUCAUUACUGCUCCUGGUGACCUUGCUUUGAAUGUUUCCUAGUACGAAUUUCACGAAAGAAAAUUACAUGCAAAUCAUUACAUGCGUCCGUCCUUAAGGAACUAUCCUAUUUGACGCUCCUGUUGCAUUUCCAUGAGAACAAGCGGGGCCUCGAAGUUAUUAUUGCAGUGCUAGUUAAGAUGCCAUUACGCGAUUUGUGAGAUGAACUCCGUUGAUAUGCCUUUUGCAAUAAAGAGUCCGCUUUGCAUGAAUAGCGAGAAGACUAUGGUUGGGUGCAGAUCCCUGUCACUGAAGGAUGUUAAGUGUUAAACGGCACUGGAGUUGCGUUGUUAUUCUCUGCCCGGAGCGCAGCAUGCUCCGUCCUGCAGGUGUGCCCGUCAGUGCACAGGGCUGAUAUUUUACAUUUGAUCAGAUUACACGCGUUUUCUUUCGCGAUCUGACUAUUUAGAUGCGCCUAGUGGUAUGUUAUUAAACCGAUCGUGCAUUUAAAAUGUUAUUUUAUCGUGCGUUUUAAUACAAAGAUUCAGUAUUUAAAAUAGAUUAUGCAUUUGAGCAGUUUAAAUGUAGAUGCUGACGACGUGUAUACAGUUUCAGAAGCAAUGUUUAUGUGAUUUGGAUUGUUUACUCGAUCGUAUGACAGGGUUAAUGGGGAAAAUAUAAAAAUAUUUUUUUUUCCAUUUGAAAAUGUGGCAUUUCAAGGAAUGUUGCAGUCCGUUUGAAGUUAAAGUCUGUUAUUCUACCGAAAAGUAAAAGAACAGGAAAAUUUACCAGUAUGAGACCAGUCCUCGGAAGAUCUUUAAACUUUGUGCUUUUGUCGCCACCAUUCCGUUAAGGACGAUACAAUGAGACUUAUUCGUUUUAUUCUCUUUGUGUGUCUCUGAGGUAAAAGCAGGCUGAUGAUGUGAAAUGAGUGGAAGCGAAGUAUUGCAGGAGCGUUGGAGGAGACCUAUCCUUGGAAGCAAGCGCCCAGGACUAAACGCAGAUGUCGGGGAGCGGAAGGCUUCCCCGCCGCGCCUGACAGUCUUGGAGCCCGCAGUGAUUUCAUCCAGCCACCGCAGCACUUUUACCUGCGGUCAGGAUCUCCAUCCAGCAACUCCAGGAAUCUCUUUAUUUCCAGACUCCUUCAAAACUGGAAUGUAACUUUUACUUUUGAAGACGAAAACAAAACAAACCUGCAUAAAAAUGACAUAUUUUUUUCAAGAAAAAAAAUAUAUAUACAAAAACUGAUGGCUGUUUUUUAAGUGAUAAAGGGUUAACGCUUCUGCUAUAAGAGUCAGCGCUUAUAUUCGCACAAAUAUUCACGAAUAACGAAUCCAUUGGCGUUUUUCACGAGAGAAGGGAAGGGAAGAUCGGAAACAGUAACUACUCUGUUCAUUUUUUCCCCUAUAUCAUCGUCGGCGUCAGCUUUUCUCUUGAAUCAGUUUUUUUUUUCUUUUAAUAAAUAUAUAUUUUAAUGUAAUGGAACCGAACAUAAGACCAAGAGACUCUAAGGAUUGAUUUUGAUUGAUCGUAUCACAGCCUCCGUAUAUAUUGAUGUACCGUUUAUUCUGUGUAUAAGACGAUUUUUUUAACCCGGAAGGGGCUCUUACCCCUUUCAGUAAACACUAAGGGAACUGGUGGAUCGUCUUUUGGGACUGAAGAGAAUGCAGGCUGGGGUGAGAACGUUUUGUGCCGGCAGUGGUGCGUCACUCUGCUGCCUGCUUUUACUGUGGGUGAUUUAUUCUCACCUCCUUAGAGAAGGUCAGCUGGCCGUGGGCACCUGUGAGAUCGUGAUGCUGAAUCGCGACAGCAGUCAGCCCCGGCGCACCAUCGCUCGCCAGACGGCCCGCUGUGCCUGCCGGCGGGGUCAGAUAGCGGGGACCACCCGCGCCCGGCCGGCAUGCGUCGACGCCCGGAUCGUGAAGAGCCGGCAGUGGUGCGAGAUGGCUCCCUGCUCCGAGGGUGAGGUUUGCGGGCUUCUCUUCAACCGCUCCGGCUGGACCUGCACCAAGGGCGGGGGGCGUAUAAAGACCGUCACGCCUUUGCCCAAGGAGCCCUCUUAAAGCAUUAAGAGCCAGGGGAGGUCUUAUGACCAUCGUCGACAGAGAGGGAUCACUCACCGGGAACAUGUCUUGUCUCCAUCCAUCUGUCCCAGCACUUUUCACCUCUGCCAGCUCCAGAAGAGCCCACAUUCAUUGCGGACUACUGUUCUGCCCCCCCUCGCCCACCCCAAUCCCACCCAUGGGUAUACCCGCCCAAAGUGGAAGGGGCUUCACUGUAAGGUGAUGUGUUCUUGCUUCUUCACUAAUGACCCCUUCUACCUGCCCAGUCCAUGCGAGGAAUGUGGACAGACUGCAAGUGUCUCCGCUCUCCCACUAUGUAAAUAUAGAAGGAAGGAAGGACAUUAGAGGAAACUCCCUCUUUCCCCUUUUUCAGAGUGUUGUCCCAGC
Messenger RNA from Brienomyrus brachyistius, 2923 nucleotides. It is a transcript of the gene tafa5l, whose product is annotated as TAFA chemokine like family member 5, like. The coding region runs from base 2138 to 2536 and encodes 132 amino acids. The transcript is spliced from 5 exons. NCBI's taxonomy places the organism in Eukaryota, Metazoa, Chordata, Actinopteri, Osteoglossiformes, Mormyridae. The record is from RefSeq and is a predicted model, not a curated record.